AUGAGUUGGUAUCGGAAAGAUAACCCAGAUGUUAUACCCGGUAAUCCAGAACGUAUUGGCAAAUGGGACCCAAUUCAAUAUCUUGAUGUAACAAAAUAUUUAAAACCAUUCAAUGAAUAUCCAAAAGAUUUUAACCCAAGAGUUCAUGGCGCUUAUUUACCAUACAUGUACUACGGAAAAGCGGAAACACCAUUUAGUCAAUUAAAAAUAAAAGAAAUUCCAGGAUGGUUUAGUCGACGAAAUAAAACGCCAAUGGAUGCAUAUCAACUGGGUUUAAGAAGUAAACCAUUUCAACUAAGAAAUAUGAAAGUUUUAAUUGUCGGUUCUGGUAUCACUGGCGCUAUUGUCUCGUAUUUACUACGUCAGCAUUAUGCGAAACGUAUUCAAUUAAUUGUUUAUGAUAAAGGAAGAGACAUUGGAGGACGCAUGUCGACAAGUCGAUCAUUAUUUGAUUCUAAUUGUUUUUGUGAUACUGGCGCCCAAUAUUUAACAAUGAGUAAUCAUUCGCCAGCAAAAAAAUAUUUUCAACAAUUGAUUGAUGCGAAAAUUAUAAAAGUAUUAGAUGCAACAAAUGUAAUUGGUAUGCAUCAACGAGAAGAUAAACAAGAUUAUGUUGUUUCAGAUGGUAUAUCAACGAUUGUACGGUAUUAUUUUGAUCAAGCAGAAAUGGAUAAUAUUUUUAAUUCGAAGACAAUCAAUGAAAUAAAUGUAAAUGAAAAUAAUAUUCAAAUACAUGGUGAAUUAGUUGAUGAUGAAUGCGAUGCUCUCUUUUUAACGAUACCUGUAACACAAAUAUUACAGUUGAAGGGAAAGAUCGCUAAAAUUAUAGAAAAUGAUUCACAAUUGAAGAUAAACCUUGAAAAAGUUCAAUAUUCAUCUCGUUUUUCGGUCAGUUUAUUUUAUGAUGAAUCUAUUCAAACUUUGAAUAUUCCAUGGCAUAUUAAAUAUAUCGAUAACGAUGAUUGUUUACGUUAUGUGUCUGUUGAUAAUUUGAAACGAAAAAAAUAUUCACCUCCAUUUAGUUUAAUUGCUCAAACAUCUGUCCAGUUUGGUGCCAAGCAUGCUGAAAAUGACAAAGAAGUCAUUGGAAAACAAGUGUUAAAACACUUAUUCGAUUUAUUUCCUGAAUUACCAAAGCCAACGGAGACAAAAUUUCACAAAUGGCGUUAUUCACAGAUUACACAACCAUACUCGGGCAAACCUGGUUAUCUCAUUUUAAAUGAAAAACCAUUAUUAUUAUUGACCGGUGAUGGAUUUGCAGAGUCAAAUUUUGAAGCAUGUGUUGAAGCAGCAACUAAAGCGGUUGAUCGAUUUUAUCCUUCGCCCGAAGCGAUAGAAAUCGCAAUAAAAGCAACUGAAGAGCAACAUUUUUUACAACGAAAUGAAGAUGAGCACGAAAGUGCUGGAGAAGAUGACGGAGAAGGCACAGAUUGGCAUUGGGAAUAUUUUUAA
Didymodactylos carnosus is the source of this 1452-nucleotide messenger RNA. The record is from the annotation of a GenBank genome assembly. Lineage: Eukaryota; Metazoa; Rotifera; Eurotatoria; Philodinida; Philodinidae.